Mangifera indica (mango) is the source of this 1355-nucleotide messenger RNA. RefSeq lists its product as uncharacterized. The record is from RefSeq and is a predicted model, not a curated record. NCBI's taxonomy places the organism in Eukaryota, Viridiplantae, Streptophyta, Magnoliopsida, Sapindales, Anacardiaceae. Bases 274 to 786 code for a protein of 170 amino acids. The transcript has 3 exons.
CUCCAACAUCAGUUUUUUAACAGGAUUCUAUCUCUUGUUCUUCCAAGUGAAGAGAGAGAGAGAUAUCCUUUGAUUCAAUUACAGUGAUUAAUCUUGUAAGUUUUUGGGUUUGCAACGGACUUUGUCCAAGUGAAAUUUUCUUUUUGUUUUUGGUUCUGGGAUUGUAAUUUGUUGUUGGGUGUGCUUUGAAUCUUCGUUUAACAUUCCAAGUUUAAGCUACAAGGCAAGCUUUCUUUUUGGUUGGCAAAACAACGGCCAUUUUUGGUUAACUUUAUGGCUUUGGCAUUUACUCAUCUUUCAUGGUGGUUAUGGAGUGGAAAGCAUCAGGAGCCUAGAAUCUCAAAUGAUUCUUCUUUAAAUUCUUCUCCAGAUUCGGGUUUGUGGGAGUCAGAUAAUCUGAAGUUUCCCUUAGUUAGGAGGGCUAACAUGGCCUCUUCAUCUAGGAGGUUAAAAAGAAAAUGGCAAAGCCGAGAACAGAGGAAAAUUGACCGGGAAUAUGAUGUUGUUCUUGUGCCAUCUGAUGGUGGAUGUGUUUCGGUGUCUGAGUCUGAUGAUUCAGAUUACUCAAUUGGAUGGUUGGAGCCUCAUGGACCUGGAUUUCAGAGUGAUGAUGAUGUGGACAAUAGUUUUGCUGUGCUGGUUCCAUGCUAUGGGAAUGUUCAGGAUAACGUGGUGGAGGAUACAAACAAAAAUAUUUUGGGUGCUAUUGUUGACAUCCCCGAUAGCUACUUUGCUGAGAGCAAGAAGCAUAUGGAACAAUGGCUCUCUUCCCUCCAGAACAGCUGACAUCGCUGAGUACUGAUGCUUGCGCAUAAAUCUAUAUUAUCCCAGUUCUGUGGCUGCUGCCUAAUCUUCUGGCAGGACAUGUUCUAUUGUUUUAAAAAAUGGAUAAAUAAUGUACAAAGAUAUAAUAGAAACAUUCCCCCCUUAAAAAACAAAAAAAAAAAUGCUAGUCAGCCUGAGCAUAUUGUAACCGGUUGAAGAGGGUUGCUGUCUCUUGGUUUGGAGCUAAUAAGUAUUUGGUGAGGAGAAAUGGUGAUGACUGAAGCACUAAUGGUGGUCUCAGUAGCAGAAGUAACACUCAAUUUUGCUUCUUCUGUCAAAUAUAUUGUGAGAAGCUUAUGAGUACCCAGAAUCAAGGAGGUUAAUGUGUAGUGUAUGUAUUCUCGGUAGACAAAAAAAAAAAAAAAAAAAAAAACUGAGAAAAAGAAAAAGAGAGAGGAAAGUAUGGUCUGAAUGCUUGUGAUUUUAAUUCUUUAAUGUAAACAUAGUUGUAAAUAUGGAAGGUGUUUAAUGCUCCAUCUUCCUAUUGUAAAUAACUGAUGGUAUUAUGUAAAUAUAUGAACUUUAUAAAA